Hippoglossus stenolepis (Pacific halibut) is the source of this 2527-nucleotide messenger RNA. RefSeq names its product macrophage stimulating 1 (gene mst1). Gene Ontology annotation, biological process: proteolysis. Gene Ontology annotation, molecular function: serine-type endopeptidase activity; signaling receptor binding. NCBI's taxonomy places the organism in Eukaryota, Metazoa, Chordata, Actinopteri, Pleuronectiformes, Pleuronectidae. The coding region runs from base 188 to 2317 and encodes 709 amino acids. The record is from RefSeq and is a predicted model, not a curated record. The transcript has 18 exons.
UUCUGUGUUUUCUGAGGGGGGUUUUCUCCGGGGAUUUUCUCUCUCUCUCUCUCUCUCUCUCUCUCUCUCUUUUAUCAGGUCGACCUGUGAUCAAACAUUCAAACCUUAAACCCAAAUCGUCUGUGUGCUCUCCGGCUGCUCCUCUCCAGUAUUAUUACCUCUUUAUCUUCCACACAACACACAAACAAUGAAGCUGCUGCUGUCCUGUAUUCUGCUGACUGUCCCGCUGGUCACUGGGUACCGCAGCCCCCUGAAUGACUUCCAGCGCUCUGAGGGCCGAGAGCUGGUUCCCACCGCCUGGAACUCAGUUCGGGUGUUGACGAUCCAGGGACAGAACCUGGAGGAUUGUGCCACACGCUGCUCUGAGUCACUGGACUGCAGAGCGUUCAACUUCGAGACACGGCCCAUCGUCACCUGUAAGCACCUGCCCUGGGUGGGCGACGGCAGCUACGCGGAGGUGAAGAGAAACGUGAACUGUGACCUUUACGAGAAGAAGGUCUACGUCAGGAAGUGCAUCGUGGGACAAGGAGAAGACUACCGGGGGAAAGUGUUGACCACAAAAAGUGGUCUCACCUGCCAACAGUGGUGGUCCAAGUUCCCUCAUGAUCACAGGUGGACUCCCAAUGCUGCAAAUGGUCUGGAGCUGAACUACUGCAGGAAUCCAGACGGGGAUCGAAUCGGUCCGUGGUGCUACACCACAGAUACUGAGCAACGCUAUGAAAGCUGCAACAUUCCCCAGUGCAAAGACGAGGUUUGCAUCACGUGUAACGGAGAAGACUACAGAGGGCAGGUGGACCACACUGUGAGUGGCAGGGAGUGUCAGAGAUGGGACCAGCAGUAUCCUCACCAACACAUCUACCAGCCGGAAAAGUAUCCUGACAAAAGCUUAGAUGAUAACUACUGUCGUAACCCUGAUGCCUCCCCGGUGCCCUGGUGUUACACCACAGACCCUGAGGUGGAGAGGGAGAACUGCGAGAUCAGCAAGUGCACUGAAGUUCGCGUUGAGAAACGUCAGCGCUCCAGCUUCACCACCCACUGCUUCCGCGGCCGAGGCGAGGAUUACCGUGGCAAUGUCAACGAGACGACGUCAGGUAUCCCCUGCCAGAGGUGGGAUGAUCAGGAUCCUCACGAGCAUCCCUUCUACCCAAACACAUACGAGUGCAAGGGCUUGGAGGAGAACUACUGUCGUAACCCAGAUGGGUCGGAGGCUCCCUGGUGCUUCACAUCUGUGCCAGAGAUGAGGACGGCGCUCUGCUUACAGAUCAAACGCUGUGCAGACGACAUAGAAGCCGAGGAUUGCUACCAAGAAAAUGGAAAAAACUACAGAGGAAUGGUCCGUAAGACCCGUAAGGGAAUCACCUGCCAGAAAUGGACCGUUAAUACACCUCACCGGACCAAGAUCAACACAAGGACACAUCCCGAGGGCAAUCUGACAGAGAAUUACUGUCGUAACCCAGAUGGGGACCAGCACGGACCCUGGUGCUACACCACUGACCCCAAAACUGAGUUUGACUACUGUGCCAUUAAACAGUGUGCUGGAGAGAAAGUGUCCCUGACUGAUCCAGAAGAGGAUGUUGAGUUUACCGAGUGUGGAAAGAGAGAGGACCGUGCCCAGAGUAGCAGGCUGCGUAUCGUGAGCGGGGUUCCAGGAAACUCGCCGUGGACAGUGAGUCUCAGAGACAGGAAAGGAAACCAUUUCUGUGGAGGAUCCCUGGUUAGCCCCAGAUGGGUGAUCAGCACCAAGCAGUGCUUCUCCUCUUGCUAUGUGGACCUGCCUGGUUACUCGGCCAUGAUGGGGACACUGUUUCGCGAUCCACAAGAAGGAGAGCCCGGCGUGCAAACCAUCCCUCUCACCAAGAUCGUCUGUGGGCCCUCUGAAUCUCAGCUGGUCAUGCUACAACUGGAAUAUCCUGCCCAGUUUAAUGAGCGUGUCUCACAGAUCUGCCUCCCUCCUGAGCGCUACAUUGUGUCUGAGGGGACAACCUGUGAGAUCGCAGGAUGGGGUGAGACAAAAGGGACUGGAGAUUCGACCGUACUCAACGUGGCCCAAAUACCGGUUCUUAGCAACAGGGCAUGCAACCAGUACUUCAGAGGUCGUGUUCGUGAGAAUGAGAUGUGCACAGGCACGUUUCAGGGUGGCGUGGGUGCCUGUGAGAGAGACUACGGCGGCCCUUUGGCGUGUCAACACAGUGACUGCUGGGUACUCGAGGGUGUGAUCAUCCCCAUGAGGCGCUGCGGACACCCGGGCCAGCCCAACAUCUUCAUCCGUGUCUCCGUCUACGUGGACUGGAUCAAGAAGGUCAUGGAGAUGGCUUAAGACUCAGAUACUGACGUCGAAUAAGGGACUGAACUAAUCCACUAUCAACCUUGGAGCAGUUUUGUUCUGUUGGCUAUUUACACUUUUUCUUCUCAGUUAUUUCUUUUACAAUUAAAACUAUAAAUAAUGCAUAGAAAUGCAUCAUCACAUUAGAAUGUAUUCGCAUGGGAUUUAACAUUAUUGUUUUAAUAAAAAGUUGUAUAAAACAUU